Arctia plantaginis is the source of this 399-nucleotide messenger RNA. The record is from the annotation of a GenBank genome assembly. Lineage: Eukaryota; Metazoa; Arthropoda; Insecta; Lepidoptera; Erebidae.
AUGGAGAGUCAUAUGAAUGACACAGUAGAGGUUGUGGUUGAAGAGAGGGCACCAGACAAAGAUAUAGAAAAGAAUACAAGUGUUGAAGAGGAAAGUUCAAUGAGCAUUGAAGACAAUGAGAGAUCAGACAGAGAAGAUCCAACAUAUAUUGCAAGCGAUUCGUCAAGUGAUCAGGAUGACGAAUAUAGUGAGUGCUUAAUAACAGAUGACAGUUUGGUUGCUACUCAGAAUGAUGCUGUCAUUCAAGAAAAGAAGCGAGUUCGUCGUGUACCAGAGAGUAGUCAAUGCACUGGUCUUGUAUCAAAGCCUCACUGGCAAGAAAAUACAAAUGGCAGACUGCCGGCUGGCAUUAUUGAAAACGUUUUGCAGCCAGCAAGAUGUUCCAGUGGCAAGACCUAG